AUGCGGCUGCGGCUGGGGCAGGUGCUGCCGGCGCUGUGCCUCGGCGCCGCCUGUCCCCUGCUGUGGUUCGCGCUGUGGCGCGGCGGCCCAGGAAAUGGCUUAGAUACGUACGAACAGCAGCUGCUGGAACUUCAGCAAAGACUGUUGUAUGCUGAUGUGGAAAACAAAAAAAUAUCACAUGAACUGAGCAGUGCCCUAGAUGAAAUCAAAAAUAUAGCUGCAAGAGGAAUGAACAUGACAAAAAAUCACACAGGUUGGAAAGAGUUAACCCUGCCCAGAAAACUUCCCGUGCACCUUACAAACAUCUACUACUAUCUCCCUCACCUGCGAGAAUAUGAAGAUGCAAUUUUCCCAAAUGUUAUUUUUGGGCAGCAGAGAACUGGAGUCUCCCUGGUGAUGGGUAUUCCUACAGUGAAAAGGGAAAACCAAAAUUACCUGAUUGAUACUCUGCAUUCCCUGCUGUACCAACUCUCUGAGGAGCAGAAGAGGGACUGUGUAAUAAUCAUCUUUGUAGCAGAGGUGGAUGCAGAGUAUGUUAAGAGUGUUGCAGAAAGUGUUAAAACCAGCUUCCCCAGAGAAGUCCAGUCUGGAGUCCUGGAGGUUGUUUCUCCUCCUGCUUCCUAUUACCCAGACCUUUCCAACCUGCAGAAAACGCUCGGAGAUUCUGAGGACCGAGUAAGGUGGAGAACUAAACAGAAUUUGGACUAUAGCUUUUUAAUGCUGUAUGCUCAGCCUAAGGGAACGUUUUAUUUACAGCUGGAAGAUGAUAUUAUAGCCAAGCCUGAUUUUGUUGAGAGCAUAAAAAGCUUUGCUGCUCAGCAGUCCCAAGAUUGGAUGGUUCUUGAGUUCUCACAGCUUGGAUUUAUUGGAAAAUUGUUUAAAUCAGAAGACUUACCACAAAUAGUGGAAUUUUUUCUCAUGUUCUAUAAGGAUAAGCCUAUAGACUGGCUCAUAGACCACCUGCUCUGGGUUAAAGUGUGCAAUCCAGAGAAGGAUGCAACACACUGUGAGAAGGAAAAGUCAAAGUUGCGUGUCCGUGCUAAGCCAUCUCUCUUUCAGCACAUGGGAACCUUUUCAUCCUUGGCUGGGAAGAUACAGAAUUUGAAAGAUAAAGAUUUUGGAAAAAUGUUGCUACAUAAAGCACAUAAUAAUCCACCUGCAAAAGUGGACACAAGCCUAAAAAUAUAUGAGCAAUAUACCCUGGAAAAAGUUUACAAAGGACAAGACUGUUUUUGGGCCUUAGCUCCAGUGGCAGGUGACUACAUCAGGUUCACAUUUUUAAAUCCACUAGAAGUUGAAAAGUACUUGUUCAGAAGUGGGAAUGUGGAGCACCCUGGUGAUAAACUGUUUAACACCACUGUGGAAGUGCUGCCAGCUGAUAAAACACUAAGAAAAGAAUUGAUUCACAAUGGCAGUAAAUUUAACUACCCAGCAACCAAAGACGGAUAUUUAAAAAUAGGGGCUUUUGAAAAUGGCACAGCAGAAGGCAGCAUCAGCCAGGCAAUAGGAAGAAUAGAGGCCAUUCGUUUAUCAGUCAGCUCUGACUCUCCAGUCUGGGCAAUACUCAGUGAGGUACUUAUCAAGACAUCUGAAAACUGAAAAAAAUACAUUUUUGAUCUGUCACUUGUUAUGUAUUUCUGGAAAACAAGGCUGACUUCAACAAAACAAAACAAAAAGACUGGGACAAAAGAUCCAAUUCCAUGCCUAUUUAGUUCUUAAUGCUCUGUAUUAGGAAAAAGUUGGGAUAAAUCUUAGGUCUUUAUAUGACAAGGUAUAUGAAAACAAUGUUAGUAAUUUCCAUAACAUGUUCUUGAGAAAUAUGUCAUGUAUAAACAUUAAAAAGAUAUUAUUACAAGCAAUUGAUAAGGCAUUACAG
Molecule: messenger RNA, 1876 nt
Organism: Melospiza georgiana
Lineage: Eukaryota; Metazoa; Chordata; Aves; Passeriformes; Passerellidae
Gene: MGAT4D
Product: MGAT4 family member D
Exons: 15
Coding region: 1-1599 (532 amino acids)
Biological process (GO): protein N-linked glycosylation
Cellular component (GO): Golgi stack; endoplasmic reticulum; endoplasmic reticulum-Golgi intermediate compartment
Molecular function (GO): acetylglucosaminyltransferase activity
Source: RefSeq, a predicted model, not a curated record